UCAAGGGUGUUCGAUCUGUUUCGCGAAGCAGUGAGGAAUUGCAAGCCAAAAAGUGAGCUGCUGGGCUCUGUGUAUGCUGCGCGUUCCAAAGUGCAUUUUACGUCUGAAAAUCGGCAAAGAUGUCUUGAGGACGUGGACAGAGCCCUCAAAUGCAAGAUUCCAAAGUCGAUGAAAGCAUGGCUCAUCAAGCAAAAGUUCAAAGUUUUGCACAACAUUGCGCCGUCGGGGAUUGUGGGGAGCUUGCGAGAAAUGCUGGUGAACGAAGACACAGAUCGGGACAUCAAGGACCUCAAGAAAGAAGUGAAGCCAGUGGGGAAGUUUGGAUAUGAUCGUUCCGGACGUCCAUUGAACGAGCCCUUGGCUGAAGCCGAAACGCAUCCGGAUGACAUCAUCUUCCGACCGGAUGGAAAAGAAAACAUGCUCAUUUCCGGUGCUUCGGAUGCUAUUGUCCUCAAAUACAAACCCAAUCGCGGUCGUUACUACGUUGCCGCCCGGCAAAUCCAACCCGGUGAGACU
Messenger RNA from Notodromas monacha, 516 nucleotides. Lineage: Eukaryota; Metazoa; Arthropoda; Ostracoda; Podocopida; Cyprididae. The record is from the annotation of a GenBank genome assembly.